UUUGGUGCUACAAGACAGUCUUCAUAUCUAUUUGGAGUGGACACAUGCCAGAACGUUUAUGAAGUAUUUAAAGUCAACACAUCAGAUGGCUCUGAGAUUCUUCAUUCUGGUUUUCUUGAUGCAGCAGACGAAUGCGAUGUCACAGCUUGAGUGGGAAUCCUGGGUUGCACAGGUGCACCAUCUAUAUUCUUGUCACGACGUCAAAGCAUCCAUGCAAUCUGGCUUCUUAUCCAUCCACACAAAUCAGGUGGAGGAAGCAAGGGGCUUUGGUGCACAAGGAUUUGUUGUGGAUAUCCCCUUGCACCCAGGUAUGAGUAACCACGGUGAAUGUCUAAUUGGAGGCUGCAGUAUGGAUGCAGUGAUAGGGGUAGCAGUAAAUGGAGUCCCCAUUCUAAGUCCAUUCACAGAGAAGGGAUGUGAGGUAAUGGGUGGCAACAAUAGAUUGAUGCUUGAUUCAUGUGGUGGGCACCAUACUCCCACACUUGGCUACCACUACCACACCAGCCCUAAAUGUCUCUUCAAGGAUGGUGAGGUUGAACAAGUGAUCGGCAUGGCUAUAGAUGGCUAUCCCAUAAUGCGCAAUGCUCUGAGUGAUGAUGGUGGUCAUAUCCAGCAUGAUCAUUUGGAUAAUUGCCAUGGCAUAAUGUCACAUGGGUUUUAUAAGUACAUCGUCCUGACGUCAUUCCCUUACAUGAUCGGAUGUAUGAAAGGUAACAUAUGGAAUUCAAGCGUGAAUGUUAUGAGUUCCAAUACAAUGGCUACGAGUGAUAUGAAUCAUGGUAUUGGCGACACGCAAAAUGGGAAUGAAGAAAUGCAUCAUGGAGAUGAAGAAAUGCAUCAUGGGACUGAUGAAAUGCAUCAUGGGACUGAAGAAAUGCAUCAUGCGACUGCUGCUAUGCAUCACGGAACUGAUGAAAUGCAUCAUGGGACUAAAGAAACGGCUGAGGAAACGCAUCACGGAAAUGGGGAAAUGCAUCACGAGACAGAGGCUAUGGUUCACAAUGAAAAUGAGAAGUGCUACAUGGCUACCCAAGUAAGACCGUCUGUCUGUUCUGUCAACGAAGAGGAAGAAGUGCACCAUAUAGGCUCUGGAGAUAUUAUGGAGAUCAUGAAAUCAUUCAAGCAUUAUGGUUACAACAAUGGUAGCUGCGGCACUUACUCUGCUAUUUAUGCCUUAUUUCUCAUUCUGACUGUACAUUUUAUCUAAAAUGCCCUAUAGUCUCAUUAGAAAAGAUGAUGUUCAUGUCUUAUACAAGCCUAAAGUCAAAGAACCAGGUAUGGUGUGGAGAAUGAUUUUAGACAAGUGAAAAACAAUACAUAUGAUAAGGACCCUACCUCAAAACAUUUUUCAACGCGUCGGACAACUUUCUAAAAAUAGAAUCUUGUUCUAAUUAUCGCACAAAUAGAUUGUAACUGAUUUUCUUUUUUUUAAUCUUGUUCAAUUAUCGCACAAAUAGAUUGUAACAUGAAUGGUAAAAACCUAAUGAUUCGAGAUAUAAAUACACCCCUAAGGAUGUUCUGUUCAUGAAAUGUUUGUAAAAUUGUAUCAUGAAUUAUCGUAUGAUCUGUAAAAUGAAGCCCUCUGAUUGGUCAGUUCUUGUGCUGUACCAACCUGUAUUGCUACUGAGAUUGUCCCCGUUGAUCAUCUCCGUCGCAAUACAGAAAAUAU
Messenger RNA from Owenia fusiformis, 1669 nucleotides. Lineage: Eukaryota; Metazoa; Annelida; Polychaeta; Sabellida; Oweniidae. The record is from the annotation of a GenBank genome assembly.